This is a messenger RNA of Loxodonta africana (African savanna elephant), 14522 nucleotides long. It is a transcript of the gene MTCL2, whose product is annotated as microtubule crosslinking factor 2. Bases 2571 to 6920 code for a protein of 1449 amino acids. Gene Ontology annotation, biological process: regulation of autophagy; insulin receptor signaling pathway. Lineage: Eukaryota; Metazoa; Chordata; Mammalia; Proboscidea; Elephantidae. The transcript is spliced from 16 exons. The record is from RefSeq and is a predicted model, not a curated record.
AGUGCCUCUCUCGCUUUCUCCGACCUCACCGAGGAGAUGCUGGACUGCGGGCCGAGCGGCUUCGUGCGCGAGCUGGAGGAGCUGCGCUCCGAGAAUGACUAUCUCAAGGGAGUCACCCACUAAGCUGACCAUAUGAAUCAGCAGCGCCUGCCCAUGUCCUGUGAGCAGACAGAUGUGAACAGAGAGAACCCCUGACUGGCCGUGUUUGGUCCCUUCCCUAGACUGAAGAAUCAGAUAAGUUCUAUACCUUUUCCCACAUUCUCCCUGGGGAUGGUGGGUGAGGGGUAUCUGAAGAGAAGCUGGAAGUACCCCUCCCCCUGGAAGCUUCCCCUGGGGUGGGGGCAGCAGAGUGGAUGUUCUCUCCCCUGAUGGAAACAUGUGGAUGAGAAAUAAGAGGUCCCCCUUCCCAGACCCUUUAUUCCCAUUUUUGUUGGGGAAAUGGAGGCUUAAGAGUUGGUGGCCAGAUUGCGGUCCCCUCUUCAAUGGGGACCCACAAAGAGCCCUUUUUGCUCCUUGGGCCCACCUCCCUCCUCUCAUCAGCACUGUCCUUGGGGGCUUUCUCUUACUCCUCAGGGGCGCCUUGACUCAGUUUCCUUUUUUAGUGCACGAUCUGAUUUAACCCAUUCAUUCACAUUAACAGUAGGCACUGUUUUCCCCAUUUGUGACUGAGUUUUCACAUCGGUAAAAUAGAUGUAAUAAUUAUACAAUUCUGCCUUUGGGGCUUCCCACUGACCCCCUUACACUUCAGUGUCUGAUGGUUGUUUCAUAUUGGUACAUCUUUUUUGUUGUUUUUCAUCUAACUAGGCAUGCAUUCAUUCGUUCAGUUAGUAUUUGUUGGUAGCCUGCAGUGUGCCUGGCCCCAGCUGGGUGUGGAGAUACAGCAAGGAAAAGAGGCAGACGUGAGGUGGCCCUCCAGGCGCUCAGUCUUCCGGGGAGACAGACAGGCUUUUAGAUAAAGGCUUACAGACAGAGCUAAUGGUUAAAAAGGGGAAGUGAGGAUCAUCUGGGAGCUGGUGACAGAAGUGGACAGGAGCUGCCCUGAGGAAGUGAGGUCACCACCAAUGCUUACUUAAAACCCAAACCCAGGCUCCUUACUCAGCCGUUUCAGGCCCAAAUGGCUGGCCCCUGUCCGUUUCCCCAGCCUCAAGGUACCCUCUUAGCUCCCAUGGCCUCCUCUGCUUCCUGACACACUGAGCUCUUUCCUGCAUCUAGGCCUGCACUCGGGCUUCGCCACUGCCUGGCAUAAUCUCUCUCUGGCUGUCUCUGCAUGGCUGUUCCUCUUGUUCCUUGUCGUCUAAGAUACCACCACCUCCCAUCGCUCUUAUAACACCCAGUCGAUUACUCUGUUGUUGUUGUUUUCCUCAUAGCACUUAAUGGUAUCUGCAUUUUUUAAAUUUGUUUAUUAUGUGUCUCCUUACUGAGACUGGGGGCUCCAUACAGAAGGGUCAGUGUUGGUCUCCACUGUGUCCCCACCCCCUCCCAGUGCUUAGCACAGGGCCUGGUACAUAGUUGGUACUCGGAAGUGCUUGUUGAACGAGCCUUUUCUGCUUCCGCAGUGUUUUAGUUUCCUAUGGUGCUGAAGGAAAUUACCACAAAUUUGUGACUUAUGUAACAACACACUGUUAUAGUUCUGGAGGUCCAAAAAACCACACCUGUUGGCAUUGAGUCGAUUCUAACUCAUAGUGACCCUAUAGGACAGGGUAGAGCUGCCCCAUAGGGUUUUCAAGGAGCAGCUGAGCUCUUAAUCACUAUACUACCAGGGCUUCUUUUGCAGGUCAGAAAUCUUAAAACCAAAAUCUAAGCAGGGCUACAUUCCUUGGGAAGGCUCUAGGGGAGAAUCCGUUCCUUGCCUUUUCCAGCUACUAGAGGCUUCCCACUUUCCUUGGCUUGUGGCCCCCUUUCAGCAAUGGCAGCAGCCCAGCCUCUGCUUUCAUCGUCACAUCUCCUUCUCUGACUUUCACUCCCCUUCUUCCUUUUUCACUUAUAAAGACCCCUGUGAUUACAUUAAGGAGUCCCAGCAUGGCCCAAAUGGUUAAGCACUUGGCUACUAACCAAUAGGUUGGCCGUUUGAAUCCACCCAGAACCAUCUUGGAAGAAAGGCCUGGCAACCUACUUCUAAAAAGAUCACGGCCAUUGAAAACCCUAUGGAGCAGUACUACUCUGAAACACAUGGGGUAGCCGUGAUUCGGAAUAGACUCCAUCCUGAAGGUAGUGGUGAUUACAUUAGGCCCAGCUGAUAAUCCAGGAGAGUCUCCCCAUCUCAAAAUUCUUUUUUUUUUUUUUAUAAUUUUUAUUGUGCUUUAAGUGAAAGUUUACAAAUCAAGUCAGUCUCUCACACAAAAACUUAUAUACACCUUGCUACAUACUCCCAAUUACUCUCCCCCUAAUGAGACAGCCCACUCUCUCCCUCUACUUUCUCUUUUCGUGUCCAUAUUGCUAGCUUCUAACCCCCUCUACCCUCUCUUCUCCCCUCCAGGCAGGAGAUGCCAACAUAGUUUCAAGUGUCCACCUGAUCCAAGAAGCUCACUCCUCACCAGCAUCCCUCUCCAACCCAUUGUCCAGUCCAAUCCAUGUCUGAAGAGUUGGCUUCGGGAAUGGUUCCUAUCCUAGGCCAACAGAAGGACGAGAUCGAGGAGCUGCGGGCAGAGAUGCUGGAGAUGCGAGAUGUCUACAUGGAGGAGGACGUGUACCAACUGCAGGAGCUGCGGCAGCAGCUGGACCAGGCCAGCAAGACCUGCCGCAUCUUGCAGUACCGGCUGCGCAAGGCCGAGCGUCGCAGCCUCCGUGCCGCCCAGACCGGCCAGGUGGAUGGUGAGCUAAUUCGCGGCCUGGAGCAGGACGUCAAGGUCUCUAAGGACAUCUCCGUGAGGCUGCACAAGGAGCUGGAGGUGGUGGAGAAGAAACGGAUGCGCCUGGAGGAGGAGAAUGAGGAGCUUCGGCAGCGGCUCAUUGAGACUGAGCUGGCUAAGCAGGUGCUGCAGACGGAGCUGGAACGACCUCGAGAGCAUUCCUUGAAGAAAAGAGGAACUCGCUCCCUGGGGAAGACAGACAAGAAGCCUUCGGUGCAGGAGGACAGCGCAGACCUGAAGUGCCAGCUGCACUUUGCAAAGGAGGAGUCGGCCCUCAUGUGCAAGAAGCUCACUAAGCUAGCCAAGGAGAACGACAGCAUGAAGGAGGAGCUGCUCAAGUACCGCUCGCUCUAUGGCGACCUGGACAGCGCCCUGUCUGCCGAGGAGCUGGCCGAUGCCCCCCACUCACGUGAGACGGAGUUGAAGGUACAUCUGAAGCUGGUGGAGGAGGAGGCCAACCUGCUGAGCCGCCGCAUCGUGGAGCUGGAGGUGGAGAACCGAGGGCUGCGGGCUGAGAUGGAUGACAUGAAGGAUCACGGCAGCAGCUGUGGGGGGCCAGAGGCACGCCUGGCCUUCUCCGCGCUAGGUGGCAGUGAGUGCGGGGAGAGCCUGGCGGAGCUGCGGCGGCACCUGCAGUUUGUGGAGGAGGAGGCAGAACUGCUGCGGCGCUCCUCAGCUGAGCUUGAGGACCAGAACAAGCUGCUGCUAAAUGAGCUGGCCAAGUACCGCACGGAGCACGAACUGGACGUGACGCUAUCAGAAGACAGCUGCUCCGUGCUCAGUGAGCCCUCUCAGGAGGAGCUGGCAGCUGCUAAGCUGCAGAUCGGUGAGCUCAGUGGCAAGGUCAAGAAGCUGCAGUAUGAGAACCGCGUGCUCCUAUCCAACCUCCAGCGCUGUGAUCUUGCCUCCUGCCAGAGCACGCUGCCGAUGCUGGAGACAGAUGCUGAGGCUGGAGACUCUGCCCAGUGUGUGCCUGCUCCCCUUGGUGAGGCACACGAGCCCCAUGCUGCUCGGCUCUGCAGAGCCAGGGAGGCCGAGGCACUGCCUGGGCUGAGGGAGCAGGCCGCCCUGGUCAGCAAGGCCAUCGACGUCCUGGUGGCUGAUGCCAAUGGCUUCUCAGCUGGCCUCCGGCUGUGCCUGGACAACGAAUGUGCUGACUUUCGGCUGCAUGAGGCCCCUGACAACAGUGAAAGCCCCAGGGAUACUAAGCUCAUCCAUGCCAUCUUGGUGCGGCUGAGCAUGCUUCAGCAGGAGCUCAAUGCCUUCACACGAAAGGCAGACACUGUCCUCGGGAGCUCUGGAAAGGAGCAGCUGGAACCCUUCUCAUCGCUGCCUGCCUUGGGCUCCCAGGGGCCUUCCAAGGAGAUUCUUCUGGCCAAAGACCUCAGCUCAGACUUCCAGCCACCUGACUUCAGGGAUUUGCCAGAAUGGGAGCCCAGAAUCCGAGAGGCCUUCCGCACUGGCGACUUGGACUCCAAGCCCGACCCUAGCCGGAACUUCAGGCCUUACCGAGCUGAAGACAAUGACUCCUACGCCUCUGAGAUCAAGGAGCUGCAGCUGGUGCUGGCUGAGGCCCAUGACAGCCUCCGGGGCCUGCAAGAGCAGCUCUCCCAGGAACGGCAGCUGCGGAAGGAGGAAGCUGACAACUUUAAUCAGAAAAUGGUCCAGCUGAAAGAGGACCAGCAGAGGGCGCUCCUGAGGCGGGAGUUUGAACUGCAGAGUCUGAGCCUUCAGCGGAGGCUGGAGCAGAAAUUCUGGAGCCAGGAAAAAAACAUGCUGGUGCAGGAGUCCCAGCAGUUCAAGCACAACUUCCUGCUGCUUUUCAUGAAGCUCCGGUGGUUCCUGAAGCGCUGGCGGCAGGGCAAGGUCUUGCCCAACGAGGGAGAUGACUUCCUGGAGGUAAAUAGCAUGAAGGAACUAUACCUGCUGAUGGAGGAGGAGGAGUUAAACGCCCAGCAUGGUGAUAACAAAACCUGCACGGGGGACAGCUGGACCCAGAACACGCCCAAUGAGUACAUCAAGACACUGGCUGACAUGAAGGUGACACUGAAAGAGCUGUGCUCGCUGCUCCGGGAUGAGCGCCGUGGUCUGAUCGAGCUUCAGCAGCAGUUUGCCAAGGCCAAGGCCACCUGGGAGACCGAGCGGGCAGAACUCAAGGGCCACACUGCCCAGAUGGAGCUGAAAGCCGGGAAGGGGGCUGGAGAGCGGUCAGGGCCCGAAUGGAAGGCAGCCCUACAGAGAGAGCGUGAGGAGCAGCAGCACCUGCUGGCUGAGUCUUACAGCGCUGUCAUGGAGCUGACGCGGCAGCUGCAGAUCAGUGAGCGCAACUGGAGCCAGGAGAAGCUGCAACUUGUGGAGCGGCUACAGGGUGAGAAGCAGCAGGUGGAGCAGCAGGUGAAGGAGCUGCAGAACCGCCUGAGCCAGUUGCAGAAGGCUGAUGACACCUGGGUCCUGAAGCACUCAGACCUGGAGAAACAGGACAACAGCUGGAAAGAGGUGCACAGUGAGAAGACUCAUGACAAGGGGGCUGUUUCUGAAGCUGAGAUUGGGGGAACCAGCUUAAAGAGGACCAAGUCUGUUUCUUCGAUGUCUGAGUUUGAAAGUUUGCUUGACUGUUCCCCCUACCUUGCUGGCGAAGCUGCGCGGGGCAAGAAGCUGUCCAGCAAUCCUGCCUUUGCCUUUGUGAGUCCUGAGUCAGUGGACCCAGAGAAGGAUGCGAAGGAAAAGCCUGGACUAUCACCACGGGAUUGCAACCACCUGGGUGCAAUGGCCUGUCAUGACCCGUCGGGGAGACAAAUGCAGCGCAGCUACACGGCUCCCGACAAGACAGGCAUCCGCGUCUACUAUAGCCCCCCAGUGGCCCGGCGCCUGGGUGUCCCUGUGGUCCACGAUAAGGAGGGCAAAAUCAUCAUUGAGCCUGGCUUCCUCUUCACCACGGCCAAGCCCAAAGAGUCGGCUGAGGCAGACGGGCUGGCUGAGAGCUCGUACGGCCGGUGGCUGUGCAACUUCUCCCGGCAGCGCCUGGAUGGCAGCUCAGGGGGCGACCCCUCGACUGCUGGGCCCGGCUUCCCAGCGUCCCUGCAUGACUUUGAGAUGUCGGGCAACAUGAGUGACGACAUGAAGGAGAUCACCAACUGUGUGCGCCAGGCCAUGCGCUCGGGCUCGCUGGGGAGGAAAGUAAAGAGCACGUCCAGCCAAACGGUGGGCCUGGCCAGUGUGGGCACCCAGACCAUCCGCACAGUCAGUGUGGGCCUGCAGACUGACCCACCCCGCAGCAGCCUCCAGAGCAAGAGCUGGUCACCCCGCAGCUCCUCGCUCGUCUCUGUGCGCAGCAAGCAGAUCGCCUCCUCCCUGGACAAGGUCCAUUCGCGCAUUGAGCGGCCGUGCUGCUCACCCAAGUAUGGCUCACCCAAGCUUCAGAGGCGCUCAGUGUCCAAGCUGGAUAGCACCAAGGACCGUAGCCUGUGGAACCUGCACCAGAGUAAGCAGAACGGCUCGGCCUGGGCCCGCUCCACCACCACGAGGGACAGCCCCGUCUUGAGGAACAUCAACGACGGGCUGUCCAGCCUCUUCAGCGUGGUGGAGCACUCGGGGAGCACUGAGUCUGUCUGGAAACUGGGUAUGUCUGAGGCCCGGGCCAAGCCCGAGCCUCCCAAGUAUGGCAUUGUGCAGGAGUUCUUCCGCAAUGUGUGCGGCCGAGCGCCAAGCCCCACCUCCGUGGCAGGGGAGGAGAGCACCAAGAAGUCGGAGCCCCUCUCUCCUGCCAGCUACCACCAGCCAGAGGGUGUGGCCAGGCUCCUGAACAAGAAGGCAGCCAAGUCAGGCAGCACUGAGGAGGUCAGGCCUACCCUGCUCCCCCAGGUGGGGAAGGAUGGUGUCCUCCGGGACGGAGACGGAGCCCUAGUCCUUCCCAAUGAGGAUGCUGUUUGUGACUGUAGUGCCCAGUCUCUCACCUCCUGUUUUGCCCGGCCAUCCCGCUCUGCCAUCCGCCACUCUCCUUCCAAGUGCAGGCUGCACCCUUCAGAGUCCGGCUGGGGUGGGGAGGAGAGGGCAGCCCCCCCCAGCGAGUGACAGAGCACCUGAGUGCCCCACCUCAACCGGCCCAGCCCUGAACAGCAGAAGGGAAUCAGCAGAGACACCAGAGACAGUGAGGGGCCUGUACUCUCAGCAUCGUCUCGCCAUGGAAGCAUAACAGCUACACCACUGCCAGAAGACAGCUUUCACAUCAAGGUAAAGCAGGUCUCCUGCUGACCGCCGGGUGGUGAUCUCCAACUUCCCAGGGAAGGCAGUGAGUGGGAGAAAGACCAAAACUGGGCUUUGGAAGCAUCUACAGAAAGAUACGUCGGAACCCAUUCCCGGGGUCCUAAGGUGGACUGGGCCAGCCUUGCCUGGUUCUACCCCUCACCCUCCUGGAAGAUCCGAGGAUGGGAUACACUUUUGGCCAUGCCCCUUGGGAAAAAGGGCUCACAGAGCUGUUCCAUGACAACCACACACCCCUUCCCUGGGAGGGGAAACAUCGACAAGAAGACCAGGCUUUGCUCUAGGAUCAACUCGUGGCUCCUGAAGGAGCUGGGCACGGUGUCCACCCCUUCCUUCCCUUCACCACCUCCUCCUCCCAGCCCUGCUGCUCUAGAUUGCUGUGACUCUAGGGGAUAUGAUAGGGCAGUACCAGGGCCGAAUCUCCGCUUGGAAUCCCGGAGCCCUGGAUCUCCCUGCUCACAGUCUGGAUGCAGCAAGGACCAGGAGAUGAGGUAGGAACAUGUGGCGCUCAGGGUCGGGAGCCAUUGGAACUGCCACCCUUGCCAAGGUGACUUGGGGGAGCCCCAAUUCAUGGGCAACUCUAUGAGGACAGAAACAGGUUAGAGUCAGUCUUAAGACCUGGUGCAGGCAUAAAGGCCUAAAUGCUCACUGCCUUGGCCCUGGGCCUCUUUCUCAGCAGCCUGAAAGGGCACCACAUCUCCACUGUGUUUACAUCCUGGGGCUGGUGGAGGACAAAGAUAUUCCAGUAAGAGACUUCUGAUUGGCCAGGCCAGGCCAAGGAGAGCUCCAAGAGGUCAGUGCCCCAGGACACGGGAGUAAACUGGGGCUUGAAAGUGCAUUUCUCGCCUAGACUGUUUUUGAGUUUUUCUUAUUAUAAAUAUUUAAGGUGGUUUACUUUAUUUUAAUAAUUUAAUUUACCCCAAAGUUCCUAAGGUAAUUUAUUGGAGUUUGACGUGUAUUCUCGCCACUGGGACAAACUGAAACUUCUGACACAAUGGACAGGCUUGGGAUCCCCUAUGCGGACGAGACAGCUCAGCAUCCAAGCUCAGGUCUCCUGACUCAGGUUUGCAGGAACUCUGCAGCCUGAUCCCCCAACACCACUGACCAUUUAGCCUCCAAGAACACCUGGUACUUGCCCAACCCCGAGCAGUCAGUCUGUCAAUGCUUGCUAACAGGGUGCAGGGCUGGACUGACAAACCCGUUGCCGUCAGGUCGAUUCUAACUCAUAGCAACCCUAGAGGACAGAGUAGAACUGUCCCAUAGGGUUUCUAAGGCUGUAAUCUUUACAGAAGCAGACCGCCACAUUUUUCUCCCAAGGGGCAGCAGGUGGGUUCGAACUGCUGACCUUUUGGUUGGCAGCCGAGCGCUUAACCACUGCACCACCAGGGCUCCUUUGGACUGACAUACCACCUCCCAAAUCCUCUCCCAUUUCGCUUCUCAUUUUUCUCCCUCUUUCUGACACGUUUUUUAAAUGAGUCAACCGUGGCUUACUCUGUAAAGAGCAUGGAGAUCCCUCCAAGUUCCCUGAGUGAGAACUUGCAGGAAAACAGGACUGAACUUCCAGAAUGUCAUUUAUUGCAGCUUUGCGCAUGGAUCAGAGAGUAUCCACCUGGCUCAUUUCUCACCAGCCUGCCAGCCUUUCCACCGGCCUGUCUCCUUAGCCUUAUGGCUCCUCACAGCUCUUCUCCCUGCUCCAACACCACUGCCCACCCUCCCCCACUUGGCACGUGAACUGCCCGGGUGAUCAGACGGAUUAUGAUCUGAGUUAUUGCGAUAUGGCCUCCCCCUUGGUGCCAGCGAACCAUUUUGGUUGCACACAUGCCCACAUGCACACAGCAGUCCUGUAACUCCUGGGGACCCGGAAUAAAAACACCAGGCUGAAAGGACUUGUCUGCGGAAUUCCACAUUAGGAAGACCAAAAGCCAGCAGCUUAGCUAGCUUUCCCCCAGGACUCAAGAGACACCUCUGCACUCCUGACUCCUACCUGCCAUCUCCUUGUCCUGCCCUUUAAGGGUCACUUGGACCAGCUACCCAAAGUCCUUCCUCUUCUUUCCCAUCAGCAGAACAUCAGGACCAUGCCAGUCUUACCAGCCUCACCCUUGUGCCAUUGUGACUUGUGUGGGCCGAUGGAGCCAGGGGCCAAUUCCCAGAGGAUGCCACUGCUCCCCACCCAGUGAGAUCCAGGAGGCCCCUUAAAGGUUACCUCCAGGUGACAGGAUUCAUAGCAGGCCAUAAGUCACCAGAAGCCUUCUGCCACCUCCCAGAGUGGCAGAAGGCCAGGGAGGCUGCACUCCCAGCCUUGGGGAGAAAUCCCCGUGAGACCUGAACCCUGCAGCCUACGGACCGCUCAGCCUUACCAUCGUUUCGUCCAAGAUUGUCCUUGCCAUCUUCGUUGUCUCAACACCCAGGCCCCAGCCCCCAGUCAGUGUCAGGGGCUCCAGCUCUCGGUUUUCUGUAAGCCCCCGUUUCUAGCUUCUGCAUGCUGCUGUGCAAGGUCACUCAUCACCGUUCUUACAGAAGCCUCUGGACAUGGGGCUUUAAUAGAGUUGAAAAUGUUACGUGUAAAUAUUGGUUUGAUUUGAUUUUUAGCAUUUUAAUUGGUAACUGGUUGUGUUUCUUUUUUGGGGUGGGAGGGUUGGUUUGUAAAAACUCUCUACUCUUUUGGAAUGUAAUUUCUAAGUUUGGUUUGUUCCUUCAAAUGCCUUUUAAGUCUUGGUAACAUUCCCAAAGCAGAAAACUGCCUGACCCACAGUAGGGAUUUCCCUGGAGGUUUGGGGUCCCAGGAAGGAACACGGCCUUUCUCCCCUUUCUCACUACCCUUCUGCCUUUUUACACCUAACCCUCUCCUCUUCUUCUGUCCCUCUUCCUCCUUGCCACCCCCACCCUCAUUCCCACUCUCUACAACCAAAGUCCCAAGGAACACUGGGGCCCCAGUCUCCUAGAGUCCCCUUGGCUUGGGUCCAUGGGUUGACACCAGUUGCUUGAGGGGAAGUGGGGGGCCAAUUAGCAGGGCUGACUCUAAACUUCCCAUUUCUUACAUCUGACCCUUUCCCAGAGCCAAAUUAGGCCCUCCUGGGAGAAAUGGUGUCUGUAUCUGAGAUGAAAAUUAAACCACUUUUGUUCAUCAGUGGGCCUUAGGCCGUGCAUGCAUUAGGUGUCAGAAUCCAAUUCCCUGUCUCCCUGCCAACCCUUUCCUCCAGCUCUUUUUCUACUAAAGGCUGACCUAAUUUAAAAGCACCUUCAAAAGGUCUUACUUUCUAUAAACUCAAAAUGACCUCCUCCUUUGGUCUCCCAGAAACACCCCUCUACCAGCUGCCCUCCCAGGUGCCAUCCUACAUGUCUGGCUUUUGUUGACAAGGCCAAGGGCCCAAAGACUUGACCCUCUUACACCCUGACCCCUGAAAUGGCUCCAUCAUGCCCACGCCCAUGUACCUUUCAUGGUUUUAUCACCCAGCCUGUUUUCCUCCUCUUGUACACCCAACUUCCAGGCCCUUCCUCCUUCUCCCCUCCCAUCCAGAAUAUCCCUCCUCUUCCAGCCUCACCAGCCCUCCUAACUCCCACUACCUCUUUGUUAAUAAUAAUCCCCCGCACAUCCCGCCUAGAGCACUUUACUAUUUAGAAAUUACUUCCCUAUCCCGCAUCUCCUUCAGACCUCUUGCGAACAGCUCUGGGAAGCAGCCUUGGAAGGACAGGGGUUAGUGCUCCUAUUUCAAAAUUGAGGAAACUGAGGCUCAGGUGUCAUCCUAGAGUCGCACAACUGGAAAGUUAUUGAGUAUUAGACCAGAACCUUGGCCAUCUGGAUCCCCCAGUUCAACUCUGUCUUGCUGUGCAAACCUACUGCCCACAUGCCCCACUGCUGGCUUUGUGUGGGUAUAAAACACACAAAAUAUGCCUUCGCCCAACCCAGACAUGAAACAAAUCCACUCCAAAUGCCUGGACCUGCAUGUCCCAGAGGGUGUUCUGCUUGCAUCAGAAUCUGCUGAAGGCUUGUUAAACAUACAGAUUCCUGGGCCCCACCCCAGACUUCAGGGCCAGGAAUCUGCAUGUUUAACAAACCCCCAGGGAGACCUUGAGCACCACUGGCCACACCAUUUAUGUUCACAGCCAUCUUUCUUUUCAUCAAUAGCCACAAUGUUGUACGAUGCUAUAUCUUAAAAAGAGUACUAAGCUGAGAGUUUGGGGCCCUGGUCCUCAGCCCAGCUCUGAUUUGUUUUAAUAACCCUGAGAAUUUCCCAAAAACAUCAAAAGCAGUUUACAAUCUUAAGUCAUAUAUGUUCACCAAGACAACAGAAAUAGGAAGUCAAAAAGCAAGAAGAAUUAUUCCCCAAAGCUACCUGGUAUUAUUACCACAAUCAUGCAAUUAAAUUUUAUUGUUGAGUUACCUGACAGCCACAGUAAAAGGAGAAACACAUCAGGUUGUGUAACUUUCAUCAUCCAAUCAUGGGAAGCAAGCAUGUUUGCACCAGGACACAAAUUCUUCUGCUACUAAUUUAUAGCAUGUGUCCUUCAAUGCACUGAGCCAGUUGGUGUUUCAGCAGGUGAACCUAAGAUAACCUGUUUUCCAGGUGACUAUUUUUUAAAAAUAUUUAACUGCCAGCAUCCUGAAUGACCUUGACCAGAUCAUGUGGCUUUUGUAUGCCUCGAUUUCCCCAGCUAUAAAGUGGGGAUAAUGCCCUUCCUACCUCAUGUGGCUGUGUGGUCAGGACCAGAUACAAUACUGUGCCUGCGAGUCUACUUGGAAAAGCAUAAGGUUCUGCAUAAAUGUAAAGGGGUCUGAGUUAGACCAGCUCCUCAGUGUCCUGGCCCUGGGGGUGACACCAACACCACCCCUCUCACUGAGUCUUAGUGAGUAGAAAGGGGCCACAAGAUCAUCUGGACCAACCCAGACUGAGGUUGAGGACUCAGAGAAGGGAGCAGCUCACCCCAGGUCACACAGCAAACCAGAGGCAGGCCAGGACUAGGACCCAUGUGACCUGGCUGCCAGCAGGUUCUGCAUCUCCAGUGGUGAAUGAGACCCUGCCCUUCCUUUCUGUGGUCUUAGGUGAGUCCCUUCCUCUUUCUGAGCUCAGUCUGUUUGCCCUCUUCCUCCUGGCCACUCUCUUUUGUAUCAUUUUCCCCCAAAGCUUCCCACCCUUCUGCCUGCUCUUCUUUUCUGGCUGGUUCCUGCCAGCAGACUGAGUGGCCCAGGUCCACAGUAGGUUUUCCUCUUCUGGAUCCCCAGCUUACUUGUAGCAUCUCUCCCUCGGUCCUCCCAGAAUGGCCAACCCAGCACUGCACCCCUCUCCUGGAUUUUCUUGUAAUCCCAGCACCCCCCACCCCCAGGCCCUCACAUUCUUGCCCUAUCAGAGAAGUACCUGUGUCUAUGGUCUCCCAACUCCAGUGUUUGCCGUCAGAUUGGGUGAUGGUUCCUGGGUUCUAUGUUUAUAUUUUCUCCCACCAAAGGGGCCCCUUCCUCCAAUGCCUCAGGCAGCACCAGCCUGGCCUGCCCUCAUUGAGCUCCACCAGUCCCAGUCCUGAGCCACAUUGUCUUCUUUGUCCCCUCAAUCUCAGCACUUCCCACCGAGGAGGGAGAGGCUGUCUGUCUGUCUCACACCCCUCCAUUUCCUCUGCUCUUCCCUGAAUCCCACCACCUACAGGACAGCUUAUCCUGAGAGAACCUAUAGCUAACCCUGGCCCUACCCAUCAUCCCUCCCAACGGUGUAUGUAGUCUGCAAAGUCCACAGGCCCAAGAAGCAAAGGGGACUGGGGACAUGAUGUUGGGCCUGAGUUUCCCACCACCAGCCAGCCCUGCCCACCCUACCUUACCCUCCUUAGACCCUCCACUUUCCCUUGUCUACCCCAUCAGCCCUGGUCCCCUCUCUUCCUGCCCUUCCCCAGCCCUCUGGACACCAGUCCCCAAGGAAAGGAGCUUCGGUUUCCUCUAAGUAUCCUUGAAAGGCCAUGACAGUGCGAGCCUAGCUGCCUUGUCACACCCCAUUCUGAAGCCACUCAAACUCCUCCUAUGGAGAGGGACCUCGGCCUCAAGACUAGAGACCUGGCCCAGGUCUGGGCAGAUUUCUUAACUUCUCUGAGCCUGGCCCGCCCAAUUCUAGAAUUCUGUGACAAGCACCAGAGUGAUCCCUCUGAGCACCCUUCGUGUUUUGGGGGUCUUGUAGCACCAUCCCCUUUCUGCUGGGCCCUGGUAUCCUGGCUCCUCUCUCAGCUCUGCCACUGAUCUCUGUGCCUUAGUUUACUUCUCUGCACAGGGGGCUCACUACACAACCAUCCCCAGCAUCUUCCCAGAUAUUUUGGUGCCUCUGAGGCUAGGCCUUGCCAGCCAUGCCCCAGGUCCCUAGUACUGUCCAGGGGUGCCAGGCUGCUGAAGUUGAGGAGGUCAGAAGUAUCAUUCUAGCCAGUGUUUCUCAAAGCAUGGUCCUGGACCAGCAGCAUCAGCAUCACCUGGGAACUGUUAGAAAUGCAAAUUACUGGUCCCACCCCAGACCUACUGAAUGGAACCUGUGGGGUGGGGCCCAGCAAUCUGGAUUUCAGCAGCCCUCCAACUGGAGUUUGCCAACUGCUGAUCGAGGUUAUCAGUUAGUGCAGCCUAGGAAGGGUCUGGGAUUGACCUAGGCCAAGAGCAGGUAGAAACACCAACCUCAUCUGGACUCCUGAGAGAUGGAAUCCUUCAGUCAGUGGUCUUAUCUUGGAAGCUGGAGGGCAGGGAAAAGGAAUCAAUUUUUCCUUUCCUUGUGCCUGGUUUGGCUCCAUCCGUGCUCACCUCUCCCACUCGUCUGGAUUUUAUAUAAGGCUCUGUGAGGUUGUGCCAGCCAGGCAGGGGUGGGAGUCUUGGGGAGCAAGAGGCAAAAGAUCCUGUUGGUUCAUCACUUGGGAACCUCACAAUGAGUCUAGUGGCCUCCCUGCAAAUGGAAAGAAACCUAAUUCCUCAAGGGAAGAAUCUCCAUCUCCUCCUCCUCCCGCCCCCAGGGAGACCUUGUAGACAGUGCCAAAAAACAGCUCCAACCCCCAGUGGCUGGGCAAGAGAGCCAGAAGCUGUCCUUCCUCCUCUACCUGAUCUCUUUGCCCAGCCCUGCCAAUACUGUGAAGCCCCCUUCCUGCUUGGCUUGGUUUCCUGGUGAUGGUCCUGCAGUCGUGGGCCCUGGGGGACCCCCAGGAAAAGGGCCUCGGGAGGGAAAGGACCAAGGGCAUCCCUGGGCCAAACUGUUCUCUCCUGUCUAUUGUUCUCUUUUCCCCACUCCUGUCUUCAGAAGGCUCCUUCCCAGGAUGGAAUGGCUGCCAGGAUGACCACAGCCCAAUCCACCAGCUCUCCCUGCGCCCUGUGUCUUAUUUCAAACAUGAGAAUAACUGUACAGUGUAAACUUACAAAGGGUUUUUAAUGGUUGUAGAUUGGAAAUAAAGUAUGUCAUAUGAACAGUU